Molecule: messenger RNA, 1416 nt
Organism: Nakaseomyces glabratus
Lineage: Eukaryota; Fungi; Ascomycota; Saccharomycetes; Saccharomycetales; Saccharomycetaceae
Gene: STB3
Product: Stb3p
Biological process (GO): positive regulation of transcription from RNA polymerase II promoter by glucose
Cellular component (GO): nucleus
Molecular function (GO): sequence-specific DNA binding
Source: RefSeq, a predicted model, not a curated record
AUGACCACUGACAAGCCGCUGUCGACGUCGUCGCCGGAGGCUGUUGUUGCUGCGGCGAUGGUGACGCCGCAGCUGCUGUCGGAGCUGCUGGCGCGGUCGGGCCCGCUCGCGAUAAGACACAUCACGCACGCGCUCACGGACCAGAUCCCGGACUUCAGCAAGCUGUCGUCCUCGAAGCAGCGGCGGCUGAUCAUGGGGGCCAUGGACGCGGGGGACCGCCGCAACAGCGUCGUGUUCGAGAAGAUCGGGUGGGGCCAGUGGACCGUGAAGCCCGUGCUCCCGGACCAGGACUUCGACCUGGUGCUCAGGGAGACAAACAUAAGCAACGCUAAGGUCAAGGAUAUCGUGUCCCAGGAGUCCCAGCGCCGCCGCAACAGCAAGAAACUCGCCACCACAGGAACCACUGGAACCACUGGAACCACAGGAACAGCAGCUGCCACCGCCGUUACCCCUGGCGCCGCACCGGCACCCGCAAAACACUCAGAAACUACAAACAUAAACUCUGCAAAUGUAUCGCCAAAGGCACAACACGCACAGCCUGCACAGCCGAGAGCUACAGUGUACCUCGACGAGAACGCAGUGGACUCCGAUGACGACGAGGACCCACACGCCGACCUGCUCCUAUCAGACCACAAGCAACACAAACCCACAGCGACGACGUUCUUGAACCCCGAGCGCAGAAGGUCCACCGUGCUGAUGGCAGAGCACUCUCCGGAAACAAGCCUCGAGUUCGAGUUGCUAGCACAGAAGGUGAGACCCAUAAUCAAGGGCAGGCGGAGGUCGAGCGUGAAAGCCCACUCGCCCUUCGUGAUCAAACCCUCUGCUGCCCAGACGCACCAGGACGCAACCUCGGUGUUCCGCCACAACAAUAACUCCACUUCGGCAAUUGCCUACCAAACUUCCGUUUCGGGGCCAGGGGCCGCCGUACCAACGGGAAACAACACGGGCAACGGCAAGAUAGACCUGGACACUACGCCAAACAGCGAACCCACCUCUAGAAGAGCGUCACGUUUGUCCUCUUCAAAGGAGUCAAGCAUUAGAUCAACCCUGUUCCCAAACAAAAACUAUAGAUGGAUUGCUAAAAAUCCAGGGCUGGCCCACUCUACCAAUAGUAUAAACAAACAACCACAGGAUCACUUCAAAAUAAAUCACUAUGAUAUCGCUACAGUGGACAAUGUCCUAAACGACCACCAUUCCGAAACGGAUGAAGAAGAUUGGGCAUCGAUUGGCGCAGCAUCCUUGCGAAGAAGCAGCGCUAUCUCGUCAUCUGUUAACCUGGUUAACAACUCACCGUCUCCACAAUCUGAUGACUCAAUUAAACAUGAGUCUUUACACUCUAAUGACCCAAGAAUUACGCCGACAAAACCCGCUGAGGAUAAAAGCGCGGCCUAUUUGCUAAUGAGCUUGAAAUCCUAA